AGGCAAGGGCACCCUCCGCUCCGGGGCAAGAUGCAGCGACACCCCGGUCUCCUGUUCGUCUGCUUGAUCUUUUGUGCUGCUCUCUCAGAGACGUUUGGGCUGGUUUUAUCCGCUAAAGAGAAAAGGGGAUGGACUAUGAAUAGUGCUGGUUAUCUGCUUGGCCCGCGUCGUAUUGAACAGCUCCUCAAGGAAAUGCCCAGUGCAAGGGGGAGAGAAGAGCCACCUGGGGAAUAUAUAAUAGACAGAGUUUUUAGUAACAAGCACGGUUUUGCUGGUAAACGUGACAUACAUCUUGAAGAAAAUAUAAAAGCAGAUGCUUCCACAAGACUUCUGACAUACAACAAUAUUAUGCGUACAGUAAUUGAAUUCUUGGCCUAUUUACAUCUUAAAGAAGCUGGGGCUCUUGACAACAUAGCUACAACAGUUUCUUCAGAAGAAAGAGAUCAGUCCUGAAAGAGAAUGCAUUUAUACUCUGAAUUGAUCUAAUCUGAACAUUGAACAAAAUAAGACAUUAUUUAUUGUUUACAGACCUUACACUACGACUGCUUGUCAAGUUCUUUUCUCCCCAGUGAUGUUAUAUUAUAAGAUUUUUCCUUAAUAAAAAUGAUUACUUUGGAUAAAUGACAAAAUAAUAAUAAAAAAAAUAGCAGCUACUUCUUGUGCUACUUUCCCUAGAAA
Messenger RNA from Candoia aspera, 678 nucleotides. It is a transcript of the gene GAL, whose product is annotated as galanin and GMAP prepropeptide. Gene Ontology annotation, molecular function: neuropeptide hormone activity; galanin receptor binding. Gene Ontology annotation, biological process: neuropeptide signaling pathway. Lineage: Eukaryota; Metazoa; Chordata; Lepidosauria; Squamata; Candoiidae. Bases 31 to 453 code for a protein of 140 amino acids. Gene Ontology annotation, cellular component: extracellular region; secretory granule. The record is from RefSeq and is a predicted model, not a curated record. The transcript has 7 exons.